Pyrus x bretschneideri (Chinese white pear) is the source of this 1845-nucleotide messenger RNA. Its product is annotated as cytochrome P450 CYP749A22-like. Bases 114 to 1676 code for a protein of 520 amino acids. The record is from RefSeq and is a predicted model, not a curated record. Lineage: Eukaryota; Viridiplantae; Streptophyta; Magnoliopsida; Rosales; Rosaceae. The transcript is spliced from 5 exons. Gene Ontology annotation, molecular function: iron ion binding; monooxygenase activity; oxidoreductase activity, acting on paired donors, with incorporation or reduction of molecular oxygen.
AUCCAUUCCAGCUCUGUUAUUCAGUUAGUGAGAGUGGAGGCAGAAAAUCAAACUAUUGAGAGCGGUCGAGAGGUGUGUUCGAACUUAUAUUCCAAAAGUAAAAAAAAAGGAGAAUGAGUUGGUUGGGAUUCGAAAUGCCUCUAAUUACUACUUCAAGCUUUCUGUGUCUGUUCCUAGUAAUUCUUUUAGCUCUCAUAAAAAACUUUCAGAAACAAUGGUGGACUCCAAACCGCAUACAGAAUCGGAUGGCUGCCCAGGGAGUCCAUGGCCCUUCUUACCAAUUUAUCCAUGGAAACACCAAAGAAAUAUUGAGCAUGAAAAGGGAAACAAUGAGCAAGCCUAGAAGUUUAACCCAUGACGUAUUCUCUGCAGUACAACCUCAUAUUCAUGCAUGGAGCAAGAUCUUUGGGAAGAAUUUUCUUCAGUGGUAUGGUGUUCAACCACAGAUGAUCAUCGCGGAACCCGAGUUGUGCAAAGAGGUACUAAACAACAAAGAUAGAAACUAUCGGAAACAAAGGUCCCAAGGCUAUGUCAAGAAGCUAUUAGGAGACAGUAUUUCGAUGGCAGAAGGUGAAAAGUGGGUGAAACUAAGAAAGCUGGCGCAUCAUGCCUUCCAUGGAGAGAGCUUAAAAAAUAUGAUUCCUGAAAUGAUAAGGAGUUCUGAGACAAUGGUACAAAGGUGGAAAACUUAUGAAGGCAAGGAGAUUGAGGUGAAUGAAGAAUUUAGGUUUUUCACCUCAGAAGUGAUUUCUAGGACAGCAUUUGGCAGCAGCUUCUUAGAAGGAAAGGACAUUUUUGAAAUGUUGAGGGAGUUAACCUCCUUAAUAUUCAGAAAUACUUUCAAACUCAGGCUCCCUGGCAUCAGUAUGUUCUAUAAAACCAGUGAUGAGAUAAAAUCAGAGAAGCUCGAGAAAGGAAUACGCGACAUCAUAACAGAGAUUGUUCGGAAAAGAGAAAAGACAGCAAUGACUGGAGAAGCGGACGGUUUUGGAAGUGAUUAUCUUGGAAUACUUUUAAAGGCUCAUCAUGAUGCCAACGAGAAGCAGCGGAUUUCAGUGGACGAUUUAGUCGACGAGUGCAAGACGUUUUACUUUGCAGGACAAGAAACCACUAACUCUUUGCUUGCUUGGACCGUCUUUCUUCUGGCUCUUCAUACAGAUUGGCAAGAGGAAGCUAGAAAGGAGGUGCUAGAAUUGUUUGGUAAAGAUGAAACUCCAAACUCAGAUGGCCUCAACAAACUAAAAACGAUGGGUAUGAUCAUCAAUGAGUCUCUAAGGUUAUAUCCUCCAGUUGUGUCCCUUACUAGGGAAUCUCUAAAGGAAGUUAGACUAGGACAGGUCGUUGUUCCCGCUAAUGUUGAGUUGCACGUCACAAAUCUGGCACUUCACCAUGAACCUAAAUAUUGGGGAAAAGACGUGCAACUUUUCAAACCGGAGAGAUUCUCAGAAGGAGUUGCGAAAGCUACUAACAACAACGCAGUUGCAUUCAUGCCCUUUGGAAUGGGACCUCGAACUUGUGUGGGCAUGAACUUCGCAGUCAUUGAAGCAAAGAUUGCUUUGUCGAUGAUUCUGCAACGCUACAGUUUCACUCUUUCCCCGGGUUAUGUGCACUGUCCCAUUCAGUUUCUGACAGUUCGCCCGCAACAUGGAGUUCAAGUGAUCCUACACCCAGUGUGAAUGAGCUCUGAAGACCAGAACUGCAAAUAAAUCCAGCACUUGUUGUAAUGUGCUAAAAUUCUUCCUCUAGUUGUGGAUAGGACUCAACAUAUAGUGCUUUCUUUUUCAGUUAUUCUUGUGUGAUGAUUACAGUUCUUGCUACUAAUAACAAUUUUAAUUUGUUUUCAAA